Molecule: messenger RNA, 5748 nt
Organism: Lasiosphaeria miniovina
Lineage: Eukaryota; Fungi; Ascomycota; Sordariomycetes; Sordariales; Lasiosphaeriaceae
Exons: 2
Coding region: 186-5666 (1826 amino acids)
Biological process (GO): phospholipid catabolic process
Cellular component (GO): intracellular membrane-bounded organelle
Molecular function (GO): D-type glycerophospholipase activity
Source: RefSeq, a predicted model, not a curated record
CUUUUUGCCGGAUUUUUGCGCCGAACCAUCAUAGAUUUCCAGCUCUGAACAAGUACGGAAUGUCUCGUUAUCGAGGACCCUAGCACCCACUUCCUUCCACGACGCACUAGCCAACCACCUAGCCGACCACCUAGCCAACCCGCGAACCGCGUCGUCACCGUCGACUUCGGCGUAGUUGUCAUAACAUGGCUGGGCCGUCCAACACCGACGGUGCCACUGCCGUAGCACCGGAUGAAGGCCCGCUGUCUCCGGACCGGCUGUCCGAGCUGCCUACAAUUCUCCAAGCACGCGUGUUCGGCGGACCCCUGACAGGUGCCUCGGACGAAUUCGACUUCGCGGCGAGGCCCAGCUCGCUGAGGGGUCAAACAGUGCCCGAAAAUGAACCCGCCGAUUAUCUUAACGGGGGGCUUCCUCACGACAGAGUUUCACCUAUCCCCCAGGCCAGCCCAAACCCACGCCCAGCAGCAUUGAGCGUCGAUACGCCCCAGAUCACGACGGCAUCACCAAGUCCACCCACCCCAUUGGCAGACACCCUCGAGAUGCCAUCACCGAUCACUGGAAGGAGGAGUGUGCAGUUCGCUCGGGACGAUGUCAUCUUUGACCAGCCAGCCGCAUCAACACACUUGAGACAAAACUCAUGGGAUACUAGGGACGCCAUGGGAAAGCUUCGAGGGUCGAGUUUUAUGGCAAGAUUGAAGGAGCUUGCUGGGCCCAGCGUCUCUCAGGGCUUUCGGAUGCCAGCUCCAAUCACCGAUCCCGGCUCGACAGCGAGCUCGCCUACUAUGACACGGCAAAGCACGAGGGCUCCCCGGGCGGGGGCCGAAGGGAGCGACGAUGACGCAGAUGCUGAGGAAACCGCAGAUGAGACAAAUGUCGCAGGACUUGCUAAGGGCAAGCAGAAGAAAAAAAGGCGGGUACGAAGACCACGAGUGGAGUCGUCGACGCCAAACACUCCGCAUCUCCCCUUGACAGGGCCAGAAACCCCUGGCGGCCAUGGUCGUCUGGGUUUCUUGCGCCGUGCCACCAUGUCGGAUACUGCUGAUCGUGGUGGCCUCUCAGAGGGAGAAGGCCGUGACCAGCUCGCGAGAGAACGGGGUGUGAAGAGGGGCAACCCUUGGGUUGCUAAUCGAGGCGAUGACGGGGAGGAAGUCGAAAGUCCUUCGAGCUAUCGUGUGGGCCAUCAUUUCCGGCGCCUGUCUGCACUCGGUGGCGGAGUAUCCGACGGUGAUGCAAUGACUCCCAGGCGGCCCUUUUUUGGCGCCGAGCGGGCAUCGACAUUUGGUGCGCAAAAGUGGCGUCAGGUCAAGAACACGUUGAAACUGUUAAGACAAAAGAAGGAAGAUCAGUUCGACUACUACAAGUCUGCUGAGCUGAUGGCCGAGCUUCGCGCUGUUGCCCCUGCCGUUUUGAUGCUGGCAAGCAUGAUUCAGCGCGACGAGCAUGGAAACAAACGGAUACCCGUUCUUCUCGAGCAGCUGAGGCUUCGGAUCCGGGAAAGUGCUCCGGUGCAAGAUAAGGACAGCGAAAGACAUUGGCAGUUCACCAUUGACAUGGAAUACGGGAGCGGCCCCAGUCAAAUGAAAUGGACGAUCAAGCGGACCAUCAGAGACAUUCUGAACCUACAUUGGAAAUACAAGUUGACCUUGCGCAAUGAAAAAUUUCCAACAACCCGCGAUAUAGGUGCCAAACCCAAGCAACCGCGGUUUCCGCUAUCAGCCUUUCCUUAUCUUCGUGGCGUCCGGGGCCUAGAUGACAACGACGAAGAGGACCUUCUUGAAGGACGAGCCGGCGAGGAAAAUGUAGGCGAAGGUACGGCCGCGGAGGGUACGGCCGGAGAGGGUACGGCAGGAGAGGGUACGGCCGGGGAGGCAACUGUUGCUGAAGGCACUGACGCUGACGAGAGGCCACAAAUGAGGAAAAGGAGGUCCCGCAUGCCCGUACUUGGCGGCCGUCGAAAAACGUCGGCUUUGGGUUCUCAAGCCGAUCUUGCUCAAACCGUGGCCGACGCUGCUGCUGCACGAAGGAGAUAUGUCGAACGUCAGCAGAGGAUGUUGGAGAAGUAUCUCCAAGAGAUGAUUCGCUGGCUCAUGUUUCGAGCCGAUAGCAAUCGGCUUUGCCGCUUCCUCGAGCUAUCCGCACUCGGAGUCCGCCUCGCCGCGGAGGGUAGCUACCACGGAAAGGAGUGUUAUCUUCACAUCCAAUCAUCAAAGGGUCUUGAUUUCCGACGCGUGUUGACGCCGGGGAAGGUGAUUGCAAGGCACAGUCGAAAGUGGUUUUUGGUACGCCAGAGCUACAUCGUGUGCGUCGAGUCGCCCGAGAACAUGAACAUCUACGACGUUUACCUUGUCGAUUCCAAGUUCAGGAUUGUUCCUAAGAAGAAUAAGGGCAAACUACUUCUAGAAAAGAUGGGCAAUGACGACGAAGAUAUUGAGCAUCUCGACUUAACGACCAACAUUCAGCCUGAGAUGCAUCACACUCUCAAAAUAGUCACAUCCGAAAGGAAGGUGAAACUCUUCUCCCCUAACCAGCAUCUCAUCCAACAGUUUGAGGAAUCAAUCAUUGAGAUGCUGAAGAGCACUCCGUGGCAUCUGACGAACCGCUUCGGCAGCUUUGCGCCGGUACGGACUGGAGUAUAUGCACAGUGGCUUGUCGACGGGCGAGACUACAUGUGGAAUGUGUCGCGAGCUAUCAGCAUGGCAAAAGAUGUUGUGUACAUCCACGAUUGGUGGUUGAGCCCAGAGCUAUACAUGAGACGGCCCGCUUGCAUCAGCCAGAAGUGGCGUCUUGAUCGCUUGCUCCAGAGGAAAGCGGCUGAAGGCGUGAAGAUAUUCGUCAUAGUCUACCGAAACGUGGAGGCCGCGAUUCCGAUUGACUCCGAGUACACCAAGUUCUCGCUGUUGAACCUGCACCCUAACAUAUUUGUCCAACGGUCGCCAAAUCAGUUCAAGAAAAACCAGUUCUUCUUCGCUCAUCAUGAAAAGAUUGUCAUUGUCGACCAUGACAUUGCUUUCGUCGGCGGGAUCGACCUCUGUUUUGGGCGGUGGGACUGCCCGCAACAUCCUGUAGCAGAUGACAAGCCCACGGGAUUCGAGCCUCAGGAUGGCCCCAAGGACGCAGAACAUUGCCAGCUUUUCCCAGGCAAGGACUAUUCAAACCCGCGGGAACGUGACUUUUUCAGGCUUACCGAGCCGUACGAGGAAAUGUACGAUAGAGGCAGGAUCCCGCGUAUGCCUUGGCAUGACAUCUCAAUGCAGGUCGUAGGCCAGCCUGCCAGAGAUCUAACGCGCCAUUUUGUCCAGAGAUGGAACUACGUCCGGCGGGGGCGUAAACCAACCCGACCGACCCCUUUCUUGCUGCCACCCCCCGACUCGAAGAGAGAGGAGCUUGAGGCCAUAGGUCUAGAUGGCACCUGCGAAGUGCAAAUCCUCCGUUCGGCAUCAACUUGGUCGCUCGGCGUUGAGGACACAGAGCAAAGUAUUCAGUCGGCCUACAUCAAGAUGAUUGAAGACUCCGAGCAUUUUGUUUACAUCGAGAACCAGUUCUUCAUCACCAGCACGGAGUCUUUAAAUAACAAGAUGAUCAACCGCAUUGGUGAUGCGCUCGUCAGUCGCAUCUUGCGAGCCCACGAGAAGGACGAGGACUGGCGUGCCGUCAUACUCAUCCCGCUAAUGCCUGGCUUCCAAAACGAAGUAAACGACCAGGACGGAACCAGCGUUCGUUUGAUUCUACAGUGCCAGUACCGCAGCAUCUGUCGAGGAGAACACUCAAUAUUUGGGCGGCUUCGGGCUGCCGGCAUCGACCCAGAGGACUAUAUCCAGUUCUUUAGUCUUCGCCAGUGGGGCAAGCUCGGAAACAACCUGCUCACGACAGAACAGUUGUACAUCCAUGCCAAGUGCAUCAUUGUGGACGAUCGCGUCGCCUUGAUCGGGUCGGCUAACAUCAACGAGCGGUCCAUGCUUGGCAACCGCGAUUCUGAAUGCGCUUCCAUCGUUCGUGACACAGAUAUGAUAUGGUCGACAAUGGGCGGCCGUCCCUAUCGUGUUGGUCGAUUCGCCCAUACUCUACGCCUGCGGCUGAUGCGCGAGCAUCUGGGGCUGGACGUUGACGAGAUUUUGGAGGAGGAGCGACAAGCAGAUUUGGACCGCGCGGAAGAGUUUAGGGCGGAGAUGGAUCGUAUCUUCUACGACGAGUCUGAUAUUACACCUGUGGCCGAGAGCUCAAAAAGGCGAAUAUCUGAGCGUGACCCGCCUAGUACUCCCCCACAUCUCCAGAGAUCCGCAAGCUUAAGUAAUGACGUCGAUGAUCAAGAGCCUCGUGGUCUUGGUAGCUCAUCCUCCAAGGGGAAGUCAGUUGUCUCACAGCAAACAGGCGGGGUUGAGAACGAGAAGCACAAGAAAGAAGCUGAGGGUCCUGGCCCUGACCGUCGGAAAAUGGCACAGGAGGAAGGUACUGAUACUGGCAGGGAUUCCGUCAUCCUUAACGGCAGGGAGAUCCUCAUCCACGGUGCGUCGCCGGAGGGGAGAGGGACCGUUAACAAUCCUAAGCAUGCACACCAGCGACGCCGUCAAUCUGGAGUCCUUGCUCCCGACGGCGGCGUCAACCACGACGUUAUUCCGCCCAUGCCUGCCUUUGACAGACGAACAACAGAGCAGCUGGGGCUUCCACGAGUGAACCAGCUACCAUCACUGCCCCAAGUGGACGAUACGGAUAUUGGGGGGCCACCAGCCCAAGCGGACCAGGCCAACCCUGGUCCUGCGAGCCAAGCCGCCAUCGAUGUUAAGCUGGCUAGCAUUGACAAGGAUUGCAUGCGCGACCCCCUCAACCCGGCCUUCUACGACGAUGUCUGGUGUAGAGCUGCAGAAAACAACACACGAAUCUAUCGGCGCGUCUUCCGGUGCAUGCCUGAUUCCCUGGCGACAAACUGGGCCGAGUACAAGGAGUUCCAGGCCUAUAAUCAACGUUUCAAGGAGAGCAUGGACGGGCACAGAUCAAGCGAAGACGGCGACAAGGAAGAGGCGGCUAUUCCAGCGAUGCAGUCCACUGCCGGCGCCGGGAUUGGUGCGCCAGGCCCAGCCGCUGUCGCUAAAGGGAUGGGUGAGAAGUUGAUGAAACCUCACCACAGCGGUCCCCAUAAAGCUGCUAGAGCCUCAGGCGAAUCACACAUGGAUGAGAAGAAGGCCCUCGCUGAAGGCGAAAUAGGAGAUGAUUCGAUUGUUAAUAAUCUGCCGGCCGAUCUGGAGAAAGUAGCAGAAGCGGACAACCGUUCGUCGCGAAACAUAAGCCCAACUGCCUUCCUAACCACAGGAGAGAGCGGAACCGACGGCCGCAAAGAGCGCCGCACUACCUUUUCGACGCAGGAGAAGGCGCCUGACCUGUCCAACGGCAGUUACGGCAACGGAGCCCCUUUAGGCAUCAGUAACGAGGCUAACCAUGGCAGUAAAGCGUUUGGAUCGCAAAAGCGACGCCGACGUGCGCCUACGAGGAGCAGUCGGCGGGGAUUCAGUGCCUCUGAUGACUUGCUCCCUCGUGCCGAGGCUGAAGAGUUGCUCAAUAUGACGCAAGGCGCACUCGUCCAGUUUCCUUACGACUGGCUUGCCGUCGAAGAGACGAAUGGAAACUGGCUGUUCCAGGUAGACCAAGUUGCGCCGCUGCAAAUAUACAACUAGGUUUCUCACUGAAAAGGGAUUGCGGUUUCUACUAUUAAGCAUGUAGGUGGUUAAAAGGAGAAAGAUGGCUGGCACGACAGCA